Penicillium concentricum is the source of this 1545-nucleotide messenger RNA. Its product is annotated as cytochrome P450. The record is from RefSeq and is a predicted model, not a curated record. The transcript is spliced from 3 exons. NCBI's taxonomy places the organism in Eukaryota, Fungi, Ascomycota, Eurotiomycetes, Eurotiales, Aspergillaceae. Gene Ontology annotation, molecular function: iron ion binding; heme binding; oxidoreductase activity, acting on paired donors, with incorporation or reduction of molecular oxygen. Bases 1 to 1545 code for a protein of 514 amino acids.
AUGACGUGGAUCCUGAUCGUUGCUUUCAUAGCAGCCUUCCUUGUCUACCACCUCGCUAUUUCCACUUUGUUUAGCCCUCUUGCGCGAAUCCCCGGUCCAAAGUCUUUCGCGUUGACCAAAGUCAAAUUAGCCUAUGAGGACUACAAAGGAACUCGCACGCGCAAGAUCAAUGCUCUCCAUCAGCAAUAUGGACCCGUUGUGCGUAUCGGCCCUAGUGAGGUGACCUUCAACAGUACUACGGCUUUGCGUGCGAUCUACGGUGCGGGAAGUGGCUUUGAGCGAACCGGCUUCUACCACAUGUUUGAGGUCUAUGGCCGAAAAAACAUGUUUUCUUUCGCGACCGCGAAGCAGCACGGAGAAAGGAAGAAGCUCUUUGCCCACGCCUAUGCCAAAUCUGUGAUGCUCAAAGGACAAAAUGCAGAAAUGGUCGAGCAAAAGGUCAAGCUAUACAUGGACCUUUUGGAACGAGAUGGAGGGAAAAGCGAAAUAUUUUCUACCUUGCAUUAUUUCUCCCUGGACACGAUCACAGACUUCCUUUACGGAUCUUUCGGCAAGACUUCAUGUCUUGAGGGACUGGGGCAAGAUCGCGAGCUCAUUGGGGAUAUCAUCGAUACGGCCCGCCGCAAGCUGUCGUGGUAUGCAGUUCAUUUCCCUCACUUCACGGAAUGGCUUUACUCGCGAACCGGGUUUAGUGGCUGUAUUGCGAAAUGGUUGUAUCCCAUGCAACUUCCCACGACUUACAGCGGCAUCAGACUCCACGCGAUGAAAGCCACUCAGAAAUAUGCCAGUGCUUCUGCUAGCGCGAGAGCGAGCACAUCAGCCCUGAUUUCCAGACUGUGGAGCCACCACCAUUCCCAAAAGCCAAAUGGAAUCGACGAUCUCGAUAUUGCGUCGGAAUGUGCAGACCACCUUCUGGCAGGCAUUGACACCACCAGUGAUACACUGAUGUUCCUGAUUUGGGCACUUUCUCGACCAGAAAACAAGGAAUUCCAAGACAAGCUCAUCGAGGAAGUUUGUAGUAUCUCCGAAGACUCGCUCAAUUUGAAUGGCAUCCCCAAAGUAGAAAGCACCGACAAGCUCUCCUAUCUCGAUGCAAUUAUCAAAGAGACCCUUCGGCUCUACGCACCUCUCCCGGGAUCAGAGCCCCGUUCACUUCCCGCGGCAACCACAAUUGAUGGCUACACGAUCCCGCCCAAGACGGUGGUUUCUAUGGCCCCAUACUCGCUCCAUCGGAACCCUGAGGUUUUCACAAACCCCACGAGGUUCAACCCUGAUCGCUGGUUGGAUCCUUCUGAAAACUUGGCAGAUAUGAAGAAAUGGUUCUGGGCAUUUUCCAGCGGAGGAAGGAUGUGUAUUGGCAUGCAUUUGGCAAUGGCAGAAAUGACUACUCUGGUCGCAACCAUUUAUCGAAAAUACAAAACCACGCCAAUGGGAGAUUUCGGUGCCGUCUCUCCUGGUAUCACAGGUCGCUAUGAGGUGUUUUAUGAUGACUCUUGUAGCCGAAUGCGGGAACACGAGUGUCAGAUUGAGUUCACGCCACAUUAA